CCUGUCCCUGGUGCGUGGGGGCCAGCGGUGGGAAAGCCCGGGCUCCGGGCAGGGUUAGCCGCAGUGAGCGCGCUUGCUCCCAGGUCCUGCCCUUCUCCAGAAACUAUUCUGGAAUGGAGCAGACACAGCGUGGCAGCAGAGACCGCGGCGGCAGCGGCCGAACCCACCCUCCGCCCUCCUCGCCUACUCGGCCCGUGCCGUCGGGGAUCCCAGUGCCUUCUGCUUUCCUGCGGCCGCCCGGCCUCUUCCUGCGUGGACGCGCAGGCUGCCCGCCGGCCCCCGGGCUGGAGCGGGCAAUGGGCUGCGGCUACUCGCGGACGCCCAAGUGCGCGCGCUGUCGCAACCACGGCGUGGUGUCCGCGCUCAAGGGCCACAAGCGCUUCUGCCACUGGCGGGACUGCGCGUGUGCCAAGUGCGCUCUGAUCGCCGAGCGCCAGCGCGUCAUGGCUGCGCAGGUGGCCCUGCGCAGGCAGCAAGCGCAGGAGGAGAGCGAGGCGCGCGGGCUGCGGGGGCUGCUGUACGCGGGCCCCGGGGCGCGGUGGUCCGGAGGGGGUGCCGGGAACGAGGGCCCCCAGGAUGCCGCCCUCGAUGCCCUGCGACCGGCGAGUGGUCCGGCGACCUCCGCUUUCGAGAUUGUUCAGCAAGAUUUUGGAGAGGAAAAACAAGAACAAAAAGAGAGUAAAUGUGACUCAUGCCAGAAUGGACAAGAAGAGCCAGUCUGCAAAUCCCAUCAGCUUUCUCUAGGAUCAUCUCCUAAGUCUACCGGUGUCAAUGGGAAACAAAGUCUCUGGUCAUCUAUUUCAGAACACUCAAAUAAGCCUGAUAGCAUCCUGUCUCCUUACCCGGGAGAGCAAUCAGGAGGUGAAGACAGUCCCAGGUCCUUGUCAUCCUCUGAUUUGGAGUCAGGAAAUGAGAGUGAGUGGACCAAGGACUGCAUUGCUACCAGAGUCAGGUUUCCUACAGGGUCCUCACGGCCAAGAGACCCUAUUGAUAUUCUUACCAAGAUUUUUCCAAGCUAUGGGCGUAGCCGGCUAGAAGGCAUCCUGCAGUUCUGCAAAGGAGAUGUGGUCCAAGCCAUUGAACAGGUCUUAAAUGGGAAAGAACACGAGCCAGACACUGGGGACUUGGCACCUUCAGAAGACUUGGAGAAUACAGCCGUUCAGAGAGCUUCAAAUUUUAGUCUAGCUGGAAUUGGUUUUGGAACUCUUGGUAACAAAUCAGCUUUUUCUCCUCUUCAGACCACAUCUGCUUCUUACAGAGGUGAUUCAAGUCUCUACAGCUUAAAUCCUAGACUAGCUAUUAGUCCAUUACAGUUGGCAUAUUCUUCUCCAGGAAGAGGCUUAACAGGUUUUAUGUCACCUUACCUAACGCCUCAGCUGGUUCCAGCAUUGCCUUUUCGGCCAACUUUGGAUUAUGCCUUUUCAGGAAUUAUUAGGGAUUCUUCCUACCUUCCUAGUAAAAGCUCAAUAACUGGUGCUAGACUAUUUAUCAGACCCAAUCAGAACAAUCUAUAAUGUAUCUGCCCAUUAUCCCUUUCUGGAGUGUUUCUAGAAUUGUACAACACACAGAGACACAUCUUUUAAUAUAUGUCAGUAAGCAUAUUUCACCUACAUUUGGGGUGAAAUUUGGGGAACUAGCCCAAAUAUACCAGGCCUUAAAAAUUCUUUUUCUUAAGCAAUAUAAAAAAUUUUAGGUUUGAAGACUCUAGCAUUUAUUAAAUGAAAGAAACAUUUGAACCUUAUGCAUGUCUUGAAUAAAACUUUUAGGAAAAAUCUUAUUUAAUAACAUUUUUGUCUAAAUUAUCAUCUAUAAAGUUCUUAUUUUAAAACUAUACUUUUUAUUUUAGUGAAGAGUGGGGCUUAUAGCUGUAAAAAAUUUAUAGUUACAAAGAGUAAUCCAGCAUAAUAUAAAAUGAGCCAAGAGGAAUUAAAAUUUGUAUGAAUUUAGUAAUGAUUUUCUAAAACUUUUUCUUUUUUGUUUCUGUUCACAAGACAAAAAGUUACCAAGAUUUUUUGUUGUUUUUUUUUUUUUUUGGAACUGGGGAUCAAACUCUGGUCCUUGUGUUUGCAAGGCAGGCGGCAGAACCACUGAGCUAAAUCCCUAGCCCAACCAAGAUAUUUUAAAAAUAUUUUACAUUUUCAGAUAAGUGAUCAGUAGUAAAAUUUUUUGAGAAAUUUGAAGUUCUCAUUUUUUUGAAUGUUUUAUUUUUUACUCUUAGCUACCAUUUGCAAAAAUCAAUACCACGUUUAAAAAAUUCUCUUUACAGUUAGCAUUGUGAAUUACACAAGGGACAAUUAAGUAAUCCUUAGGAAAUGAGACUGCGCCAUCUUCUGGUCACUAUCACUUAUUGCAGCUCAGGUCCGGGAGUGAACUAGAAACACUGUUUCCUGAAAAUGUAAACAUUUUGGAAAUGACCAUUUUAAAUCAUUCUGCAUUAAAAUUUUCAUAUUGUAAAGUGCAUUCUGUGAAUGAUUUUACUGUUUUAGUGUUCUUAAGCCUGUAUCUGGGGAAAUAUCCUUUCUACAUAUGUUUGGGUCAAAAUAUGGCACCCAUUCUCAAAGGUAAAAAUAAUUUUCUUCAAAAAACCAAAAUGCCUGUUAAGACAAAAUAUUGAUUGAUUCUAUAUAGAUGAUGCUAACUGCAUUGAGGACAGAUAAGAUUUCCACAAGGGAAAAUUGCCAUUAAAAUUUAGAGGUAUUCUUGAGGUUUUAAAAUUACAUUUUGUUCCCCAUCUGGAACACUUAAAAGCUAUUUAUUUCAGUCAGUAGAAAGUCCCUGAAGAAAUUGCUUACAAAACAGUUUUAUGAAGUUUUCUUUAUAUGUCAUCAUUUUUGUAAAAGGACACUAACUUCAUUGUUAUUGUUGGGAAUAAAUGAAAACCCAGCUGUGGUAUGAAUUAGAGAUAUUUUAAACAAUUUGAGCAGCAUGAUUCACUAAAGCUUUCCUUAAUGUAUAUUCAUGUGUGUAUAUAUGUACCCAUCUAUAUAUAAAUACACAUUAAAUUUGGAUCAGUUUUAUAACUAUAAAGUCUUUAUAGUGAAGCCAAUAGGAAUAUAUAUCUAAGACAUAUUUUACCAGCAAAUAAAUUACCACAGUAUCUGAUGUGACUUUAGGAUGCAAAUAUGUUUAAUGAUUAUGCAUUUCAAUGGUGUGAAUAUGAGAAAGAUGCAUUUACUGUUCAUAUAAAGGGUUUUAGGAUCUGAGCCUAAACCCUACUACAAUGCGUGGCAAAUAGUUGGUAUUCAAUUACUGUAUACUAAAUGAAGUGAUUUUUGGAUAAUCUCUUUUGAGAUGUGGAUAAAACCAAAAAACUCUACAAAAUGGCCUACAAAUGCACACUUUUGUAUACAAUUUAGUGGGAUUCAUGUUAGAAUCCUUUGUGAGUCUUAAAUUGUUUUCCAUUACAUUAAUUCAUUUAUUGAGUGCCAUUUUUUGAAGUGCACUAGAUCCUAUAGAGAACGUCAAGUGAAAAUUGCUCUUGAAGUUAAUUAUACAGUAGAGAUCUAGGUUAAAACAGUUCUAGAACUGCUGGAUAUUUAUGCAAUUUACAUAAUGAUGUGCAUGUGUUCGUUGGGGAUACUGAAUUGCUUUUGAGCUAAGAAGAUGAACAGCCAUUUGAGUCACUUCAAAUUUUAAGCAUAAUAAUAUCAGGUAUUAGUUUAUAUAAUACUUUAUAAUUCUAUACCCCUCAUAGUACUUUUAGAAUUUAAAUAAUCUUACAGAUCAUUUGUCCAACCAGUAGAUAGAAUGUGAGGAAAUUGAAACUCAGCAGUCGUAUUUCCUAGGCCCAAGUUUAAUUCUGUGAAUCAUCAGGAGAGAUUUUUCUUACUUUAGCAAUUUCAGAUUAUUAGGUCUAAGGAACAGUUUGUGUCUCUUUUGUUUCAUCAAGCUUUGUACUGUGUCUGACCAAUAAUAGGUGCUCAAAUAGUAUUAUUUAGACUGAUUUAAGUAAAGAUCAAACCAAGUAUUAGGAAUUAACUUAUUCCUGACCACCUAUUAAAGUGCCUAAUUUCUGUAUGCACUGAACUGUAUAAAGGAUGAAGAGAUGAUUACUAUACCUAGCCUCAAGUUGUUCAUAGUCUGUUUCUGUGUGUGUAAAAAGCAACCAGCUAACCGAUGUUGGCACCAUUUGACAAUAUUGGUGUUUCAGUGAGUUUUUUGUGCAAUGAGUUCUUGACAUUUAUGUUCAUGGGUGCUCCUUCAAGACUGCAAUUCUAAGCCAAUAGUUAGGUUGGAAGGAAGAGGAGCAAACAUCAUAAGCACUACCAUAUGACCCAAGUGAAUUGAGUUUGUUCCAUAUAGAAUCAUUAUGGACAGAUGGUUCAGAACCAUAAAAAAAAGAUUUUUAUUUCACAGUUAACUGGCCAACAGUGGAAUGGCUACUUUGAAUGUUAAUUCAUCCUCUUAUUUGAAAAUACCAUAUAGAAAAUACCAGUUAGAAACCUGAUUGAUGAGAUUUUUCAUUACUGCUUCAGUGUUGGUAAUCAUUUAUAAGCUAAUCAGAAGUAUGGUAAAUAUUUGUUAAAUAAAUGAAUGAAAACAUUUUAAUUGUAAGACCAUGCAAAUGAAAAUAUCCAGCCAUUAUUUGUCAGUAAAACACCAUGCCGUUUGGCUCAUCAAACCCCUUUCUAUGUUGUAACCUCCUAGGAGAAGGUAAAGGAAGAAACAGUACUUGGUUUACAAGGUUUUCACACUGGUAAAGGUUAGUGUGAAGUGUACAGGCAUAAAGAGAUCUUGAAGAGGACAUGGAAGGGAAGAGAAGAUAAAGUUCAACGAAGUUUCUGUGAAGUACGCACCAAUAUAUCUUCCUAGAAGGAGCACUUAUUUUGGAGCUGAGAUUGAGGAUGGAUUCAGCAUUACAAUUUGGGCAGGUUCUGUACACUUCUGUAGACAUUUGUUUCUUAGUAAAAUAAGGAUAAUACCUAAUGUGCAAGAUUCGUGGAGAUAGAAGGUAAUGAGUAAAAUGUAGAGUACAAUAAUGCU
This is a messenger RNA of Heterocephalus glaber (naked mole-rat), 4983 nucleotides long. RefSeq names its product DMRT like family A1 (gene Dmrta1). The record is from RefSeq and is a predicted model, not a curated record. Gene Ontology annotation, cellular component: nucleus. Gene Ontology annotation, biological process: regulation of transcription by RNA polymerase II; sex differentiation. Lineage: Eukaryota; Metazoa; Chordata; Mammalia; Rodentia; Bathyergidae. Gene Ontology annotation, molecular function: DNA-binding transcription factor activity, RNA polymerase II-specific; protein binding; RNA polymerase II cis-regulatory region sequence-specific DNA binding.